This is a messenger RNA of Fraxinus pennsylvanica, 1311 nucleotides long. The record is from the annotation of a GenBank genome assembly. NCBI's taxonomy places the organism in Eukaryota, Viridiplantae, Streptophyta, Magnoliopsida, Lamiales, Oleaceae.
AUGACCAAAUUCCACUUCCUCGUCCUUCUCCUCUUCGCCACCCUCCUCCACCCCACCUCUGCCGAGAUCAAGAAUCUCAAGAUCACAUCCGACUCACGGCCUAUGAUCCUCUUCGAGAGAUUCGGUUUUACACACACUGGCCAAGCCACCAUUUCCGUCUCCUCCGUUUCCGUCAUUUCCUCUCUUUCCUCGCCGGAACCCUCCCGACUUGGAUUCUUUCUUCUCUCCGAAGAAUCCCUUAUUCAGGUCCUUGUUGAACUCCAGCAGAACCCUUCUUUCUGCGUUCUCAGUUCCAAGUACAUUCAUCUUCUCUUCACCUUCCAAGACCUGUCCCCGCCGCCUCAGUCCUCCUUCGACCACACUUACCCCAUUACCUCCCCCAAUGAAUACUCACUUUUCUUUGCCAAUUGUGCCCCCGAAUCCACUGUUUCCAUGGACGUUCACACUGAGCUUUACAAUCUUGACGGCCGAGGCCGAGUCAAGGAUUUUCUAUCUGCUGGGCUAACUCAAUUGCCGACCAUGUAUUCCUUCUUUUCAUUACUUUAUUUUGCUUUCUUUGCUUUCUGGGUUUACUUUUGUUUGCAGAACAAAAAAUCAGUUCACCGAAUCCAUGCUCUUAUGGGGGCUUUGGUGAUUAUUAAGGCCUUGAAUUUGCUCAGUGCCGCAGAGGAUAAGCAUUAUGUGAAAGUUACUGGCACCCCACAUGGGUGGGACAUUUUGUUUUACAUAUUUCAGUUUAUUAGGGUGGUGCUGUUGUUUACCGUUAUCGUUUUGAUUGGUACUGGGUGGUCGUUCUUGAAGCCCUUCUUGCAGGAGAAGGAGAAGAAGGUGUUGAUGAUUGUGAUUCCGUUACAGGUGUUGGCAAAUGUAGCCUCCAUUGUGAUUGGCGAGACAGGCCCAUUUAUCAAAGAUUGGGUGACUUGGAAUCAAUUGUUUCUGUUGGUGGAUAUUAUAUGUUGCUGUGCAAUUAUUUUCCCAAUUGUGUGGUCAAUUAGGUCAUUGAAGGAGACCUCAAAGACUGAUGGGAAGGCUGCAAGGAACUUGGCGAAAUUGACCCUUUUUAGGCAAUUUUACGUUGUAGUGAUUGGGUACUUGUACUUCACGAGGAUUGUGGUGUUUGCGCUCAGGACUAUUGCUGCCUACAAGUACCAGUGGGUGGCGAAUGCAACCGAGGAGUGUGCAAGUCUCGCCUUUUAUGCUGUGAUCUUUUACAUGUUUCGGCCAGUUGAGAAGAAUGAAUACUUUGUGCUUGAUGACGAGGAGGAAGAGGCAGCAGAGAUGGCUCUUCGGGAAGAAGAGUUUGAGCUUUGA